Molecule: messenger RNA, 1016 nt
Organism: Prorocentrum cordatum
Lineage: Eukaryota; Dinophyceae; Prorocentrales; Prorocentraceae
Source: the annotation of a GenBank genome assembly
AGGAGUGCGAGGAAGCUGCAAUAUGGGAGAUGAACCGCGUGCGGGACGUCCUGCAGAUCUCGAAGGAGGACGCGAGGAAGCGAAUCAGCGACGUCUCGCGCUCGCUGUACCGCCAGGACCUGGGCACGGUGGUCAGCCGCGUGGACGCCAGCACGGCCGAGGCGCUGGCGGGAGCCUCGGCCGCCUUCGGGCUGACCAGCCAGGAGACGAGCAAGAUGAACGCGGAUACCUAUCGUCAGAUCGCCAGCAACCUGCUGGAGGGCGGGGAGCUGCCCGCGCAGGGCGCCGCGACGCUGGCGAGCGCCAAGGGCGUGCUGCAGCUGUCCGACAGCGCGGCCGAGGCGGCGUUUGUCUCCGUGGCGGCCCCGCUGCUGCAGAAGGACGUCGAGCAGGUGUCCCAGAAGCUGCUGACCGGCGCGCCCUCCGACGCCGUGGCGCCCUCGUCGGAGCUGCUGGCCCGCCGCGCGGGGCAGCUCGGCCUUCCGGGCGCGGCGGCGUGCGCGGCCACCGCCGAGGCCUUCGGCGCGACCCUGCGGUCGCUGUACGACCAGGCCUGCAAGGAGGCGAAGAAGAAGGGCGACAAUGAGGCCCUCGGUCUGAUGGACAAGAUGCUCAGCUUCUCCAAGCAUGCGGCGGCGCGGUGCUCUCGCAGCUGCGCGGUGCGCUGGCGGCCGGGGACGAUGCGGGAGAGGAUUCGCCGCUGUCCUUGGAGGCAGACCCCAUGUCGGGCCGACGCCUCUACGGGCAGUACCUCCAGCGCUCGUUCGAGGGGGGCGCUGGCGGCUCCGCGGGCGCCGGGGACCUGGCGCGCCUGCUGCAGCUGUCCGAGGCGGACGACGAGGCGACGCGCGUGGACGUGUGCAAGCCGCUGCUGAAGGUGCUCUACCUGGACACGCUGGAGAAGGCGUUUGGGGCUCCCUCCGGGAGCGGCGAGGCCGCGACGUCGAUCGGCAAGCUCACCGCGGCGAAGGCCGCCAUGGCCGCCGAGGUGGAAAAGUUCAACCUGCCGCUCGAGG